Molecule: messenger RNA, 4271 nt
Organism: Toxotes jaculatrix (banded archerfish)
Lineage: Eukaryota; Metazoa; Chordata; Actinopteri; Toxotidae
Gene: vezt
Product: vezatin, adherens junctions transmembrane protein
Exons: 12
Coding region: 155-2584 (809 amino acids)
Biological process (GO): cell-cell adhesion
Cellular component (GO): plasma membrane
Molecular function (GO): myosin binding
Source: RefSeq, a predicted model, not a curated record
UGUUGGUGUUUCAUCAUUACUAGGCUAGUUGCUGGAGGUGGGGUGGGGAUGACCAGAUCCAAUGCGUCGGUUUUGAAAGAAGAGACACACACACACACACACACACGUAGCUACAUCUGGAUGGUGACAACAUGAGCUGCGACUUGGUGUGACAAUGCAUAACUCUCCUCUUUUCCAGUACCUGCACGAUCUAGGGCACACAGACUUCGAGGCAUGUCCGACAGCAUCACAGGAGGAGGAAUAUGGCGGUCAAGAGGGAGACCUGCACUCUCCUGACGAAGAUCCACAGAAAACCUCAGGAGGACGGUUAUGGAGACUGGCUGAGGCCCUGUGGAAAUGGAGCCCUUUUCACCAGGCGGCUGCAUCUCAUAAGCUGGAGCAGCAACUGGACUGCGUGUUCGGCCAGUACUCGGUGAGGUGCAUUCUGGACCAGGACGUGCUGCUGCAGGAGGAUGUGGAGCUGAUUGAGUUGUUAGACCCGAGCCUUCUCACCCUCGCCUCCUCGGCCUCGGGCUCACCCAGCCGAGCGAGCUCCCUGCCCAGGCCUAGCCUCAUCGCCACGCCCUCCCUAUGGGACAUGGCGGGGCUGGUUGGCCUGGCUGCAGUGCUGCUGGGCCUAUGCUCCAUAUCUGAGAGCCUCUGGUCUCUGGCGGCAGCCCCGUGGGGCCUGGCCCUGCUAGGUUGCAUGGGGUUGAGGGGGAUCACGCUUUGGAGAUGGGGCCACAUGCAGAGGACCGUCCACUCCAGGGCCUCACAGCUCCAGACUCUGGUCCACAACAGCAAGACCUUGACUGGCCUGUCUCGCAAAGCCCUGCGCCUGGUGCAGGAGACCGAGGUUAUCUCCAGAGGGUUCACCCUUUUGCUCGACAGGGUGAGUGCGGCCAGCUCCUUUAGCAGGGCGGGGCCGGGGGCGGUGCCACGGGGCCAGCAGCUGAUCGGACUGAGGAAGGCCCUGUACCGGGCGCUCCGCUCGGCCUUCAGAGCCUCACGGAGAGCCACCUGUCACAUGCUCAAGGCGUUUCCUCUGAACUCUGAAAUCGAUAAUGUGACCAACUACGUGUCCGCGGUGCCUCUGAAGGAGCUGGGUCUCGGCCUGGGGAUCGAGCACCUGGGUGAUGAGCAGGCCCAGGAGCUGACAGACGACUACAGCUUGCCUGCGCUGAAGAUGCUGUUCCAGCUGUGGGUGGGACAAAGCUCUGAAUGUUUCCGUCGCCUGGCUCUUCUACUGUCACCACGCCGGAUAGAGGAGCCAGAAGAGGGUGGACUCAAAGGAGAAAGCUCCCCUCCUCCUCCGCCUCCGCUGCACCGGUCCAUCGCCGCAGUGACCGAGCCCCUCCAUCACGCUCUGGCCAGCUGUCUCGGCGAAGUGCAGCGCAGCUACGACUUCCACCGACACUUUGAAACCCAGCCGAGAACGACGGGCUCCGACAGGACCGGACGAGCCAGGGAGAAGUGCAGAGAGCUCAACACCCUGCACACGUCCAUCCGAAGCCUGCAGCUGCACCUGAAGGCCCUGCUCAGCGAGAUGAUCAUCCUGGAGGACGACCUGGAGAAACUGAUGGUGUCCAAGGAACUGCCCGAGCUGACAUGCGAGGGCUACCAGGACCUCAGUGACCGGCUGCACCAGCUGCAGCCGCACAUGCAGGCCAGCACGGGCUGCUGGGAGGACACCAUCAGCCAGGUGGACCGCAUGCUGAGACGGGCCAACGCCUGUCCAGGCAAUGCCGAGGGCCUGGAGCAGUGUGGUACUCCUGUGUCCGAGAUUCCUGAUCCUCCUCCAUCAUACCCCUUAAUCCUGGACAAAGACCCUGUUCCAGAGGAGCUGGAGUGGGAGGCGUAUGUGUCCGACUCAGACUCUGACGGUGAAGGCAGAGGGUCUUGGUCUGACAUAUUGUCGCCGGAGGAACGGGAACGUCAGCGCCGGGAGAGGGAGGAGUCUCGUCGCGUCCUGUCAGAGCUGAAAGCUGUUCUGGGCUUCCGUGCAUCAGAGGGGGAGAGGAUGAAGAGGAAGCAGCUGCUCUUCAGUGACCAAGCUGCUGUGACGCCGUCAGCUCGCAGUGACAGUUCAGAUCCUGCCACCAAACCAUCAGACGCUGCAACUUCUGUAGGCUUGGUAGAAACUGGCGAUGAGGAGGGAAACCACCUAUCGGAGCACUCCGCAGGAAACGAAGGGGAGGAAGAGGAAGGAAAAGAUGGCAGCGUGAGUCCUGACCCCUCCGCAGAGCCGGUGAUGGAGUUCAGCUGUGGUUUGGAGGUGGAGGACGGGGAGUUGGGAGGGGGUUCGGUUUGCACUAGAGGAGGAGGAGGGGCGUCCGAGCUGCACCAGUACGACGGUGUCCUGGAGGAGGGGGAGUCCCAGAACGGUCUGGACUGCUUCCUGAAGCCUAAAGUCCCUGCCGUCUCUGUGAUGGACAGACUGACGGAGAUUCACGGCUCGGAGGCUCUCAGCUUCAGCUCCGCCCUCGCCGCUCAGGUGGCGGCACGCUCGCACUCGCUCAUCAACAUGGAGGAGCAGACGUUCGGAGACGAGGAGGAGGAGGAUGAAGAGGAGGAGAGCAACAGACAAAUCGCUGAGAAGGACUAAAAUUAAACCCCACUGCUUUAACCGAGCACUGAGCAGAGACCGUAUUUAUGUCUGAUUGUCUGGGUGUCUUUUAUCGACGGGUCUGUGUUACAUCUUAACUGUUUCUGGUGUGGAGAUAUUUCAGAUUCACUCUCUAUUACCCAUCCGUCCAUGUUACUGUGCAUUACCCACAAUUCUUACUGCUCUUUUGCUGUCAAAACUCAGGUAUCAGAACCACUAAAACAAAACUCGACCUUACAGUGUUGAGGUCAGAAGACCAGAAUGUUUACUUGGUGACGUCCACAUCGUGUAAAGUGUGUGAUUGUAAGAAACAAGUGAUUGGCUUCAUACAUAAAAAUGUGUAAUAAGAUUGUUUGAGAAGGAAACGGUUUUAAUCUCAGCUUUCUCAUGUGUCACUGAAAUCAGAAAAGUCCAAACUGAGUUACUGUUCGGAUGUUUUGUGCUGAGGUGGAAAGGCUGAGAGCAAUAUUCUGAGAUAGCAGUGGUAAUCGUCUAAAGGUGUGUUCAGACAGAAAGCAAACAGAGACGCGAUUAGAUGCGAAUUCACCCGAGUGACACCAAGACGUGUCUGCGCACGUUCAAAACAUUUCAUCGACAGCGAAAAAUCCAGGCUGAUCCCAGGAAUCUGCGAAUCCACUUCAUAAGAGAGACGAGAGGGAAAUACCAGGAAGGACCGGGGGUUGUGUUGAGUCCUGGCGCACUCACACACAAGGACGUAAGUUCUACUUUUCAAAAUCAAAUAAUAAUUCCAAUUUUUUCUCAAACAUUUUUAUGUAAUAUAACGAUUUAUUUCACUUCAGUGUUGCAGCUGGUAAAGGUGGGUAUGAUUUUAAUUAAUGUAUAUACUGUUUGGUAGAUUGUGCCCCCCAGGGAUCAAUAAAAUCAGAUUUUAUCUAAACUUAAUAAUAAUUUACUUAUUGGUUAUAUUUUGAAUUUAUUAAUCUGAAACUGCAAAGUAACUGAAAUGAUCAAUGCACCACUGUAGUUUGACCUGUGGAUGUUUUUUUGCUUUGCUUUCUGUCUGAACACCCCUUACAGCAGAAGGUUGAACUCAGCCGACCUUAAUUCUUACAGGCAGACACACACACACACAAUCACACACACACACAAAGGGCAGGAAGUGGAGGUGGAAUGCUAUUUUUACUGUCAGCGUUUUAUUUCUGUCCCCUUUUCUGUGAUCUGUCUCUGAUCAGACACAGUGGGGGUGACAGUAAAGUGGACACACAGCCGAACACACUCUCUCAAUUCUAUGUGCAGUGACAUAUUUGGAAUACGACACUAUUGUACCUAAGAACAAUUCAUGAUGACUGAAACAAUCCCACUUUCUCAGCGUCUGUGUUUACAGGGCCACGCUCAGCGGAAAGGUCAGGAAGCCUUGUUUUUCUACACCGAAUCGUGUGGCAUGAAUUUAAUGAACUGUGCUGCUGCUGUGAGGUUUAAAAUCAAAUACCUGCCUGUGCGGGUAUGGUAAUAAAAGACGAGGCUGGUUUUCUCUCAUGUGAGGGCAAUCUGUAUCUUUACGUUUCACACUAAGUUGCCGUAAGAGUCCGACAGCCCUGAUGUAUGCCUCCACAUUCCCAGUCUUUCUUGCCUCCGUGUCUGCCUUGUCCUGACCCCCUCCUGUCCCCCUCCCCCGGGGUGGGGCCCUACCCCUUCUGCAUUUUCCAACGUGAAAUAAAAUACCAUU